AUGCUCAAUGUUCUCAAAUAACUUUAAAAUGAAAUGACUUCAAAAAAUGAUUAAAUAAGAGCUAAAGCUACUCACUAAUUUAGAGAAUAAUUAGAAUAACUUGAUGUUAAUCAAGAAGAAUCAGAAUUCUUAAUUGAAUUUUUUCUCCACAAAUUAAGUGAUCCUUAAUCCUUACUUGAUACAACAUAUAUUUUACUAAAAUUAAGUAAAUCUUAAAAGAGCAUUAAUCCAACAUUUAUAAAAAUGAUAUAGAACAAAUAGAUAAUUAUUCCUUCAUUUUCUAGAGAAGCAAGAAUUAAUUUUUAUCAAAUUUUUCUUAAUUUUCCUAUUACAUUUGAACUAGCUUCAUUAAUACUCUAGAGUAUUAUAGGAGAAAAAGAUCCAAGAAAUAUUUUAGUUGCAUUUUAACUAUGUGAUGCUAUAUUAUAAGAAAAAAAUAUAGGAAGUUAAUAUAAGAGAGAAAUUUUUGAGUUUUUAGAUUGUUAUUAUCCUAUAGAAUUUAAUGAAAAAGCAGAUCCAAGGUAUGAUAUAUAUUUAAUUAGAUUUUAAAUAAAAAAAGUAGAAAUUGAACAUAUACUUAAUAAAUGUCUAUUUAGUGAAGUAUUAUUAAAUGAAUCCAUAUUACUUUUACAAGAUAAAAUUGUAUCUGCUUAUGAUAGAGCAUAAGGAUCAGCACUUAAAAGUGUUAUGUGGAUAAUUAAAAAUUAAAAUAAAAUUACUAUAACAUAAAUUGAAGAGAUAUUUGAAUCUAUUUAGAAACUUGCAGAAUAAGUUAUAAUGGAUGAUGAUGUUAUUUAAUUAAUUCCAAUUACUUUAAUUGAAAUUUGUAAUAAUGAGAGUUUUAAAAAAGUUAAAGCAAAAAUAAAAACAAUUUCUUUGAAAACUAUUGAAGAAAUACCAGCAACUUAAUAAGGAUUUAUUUAUUUUAAUUUUUUAAAACUUUUAGUUUAAAAUCAUGAAGAAACAAUUUUUUAAGAUAUUGUUCAAAUAUUUAAUAAAAAAUUUGAUACAAAAAAUAUUAAUGUUACUUAAAAAAGGUUAGAGAAUGUAAUCUCAACAAUUGCAGAAUAUAAAAAAUAUAAUAGAGAUUUUAUUUCUGAAUUAAAAAAUAAUCAAAAAUCACAAUUAUAUGAUAAAUUAUAAUAAGGAAUAAAUCAUAAGAUGUAAAAUGUCUUUAUUCUUACUCUUAAAUGUUUAGCUGACAUUAUGAAAUAUUACAUAGAUUAAUAAUAAAAUUUGGAAAUAUUUUUAUAUAAUUAAAUUAAUAAUAGGGAACUUCUAGAAUAAUAAUGCAUUUUAGAUUAUUUUGCUAAAAAUGGAAUUGUGGAUAUUAAAUAAUAUUAAUAGUUACUCAAUUUUUGGUAGGAAAAUAAUUAGUUACUAUAUGAUUACAGUUUAACAUGCUCUUUAUACAAUAUUUAAGAUCAUUUUUCAUAAUUUACAUUAAAUUUAAUUAAUAAUUAACAUCUUUCAAUAAAAUCAGAGUAAAUAUCUGCUCUUAAAGGUUAUUUAGAUAAUAAUACAAUUCCUUAUUAAAUAAGAUAAAAUUAGGCUUAAUUAGUUAUUAACCAUAUUUAUAAUCCUUUAAAUAAAAAUAGAAAAAACAAACUAAUAAAACAAUUUAUUUAAUUCAUAUUAAAGUAAUUUGCUUUUAGUUAAAAUAUAAUUAAAGAUAUUACUCUUGAAUAUAUACUUAAUCUUGAAGAUGAAUAAUUAUAUUAUUAUAUUCCUUUAAUGGAUUAUGAUUUGAAUGAAAAUCUCAUUUAAUCUAUACUUGAAAUGAUAUACAAAUAAGACUUUAAAUAGAAAGAUGUGUAAAUAAUAAAUAGAAGAUAUAUAUAUAAACUAAUUUAGUAAAUUAUUAAUAAUAUAUAUAUAGUUCUUGUUUAUCAAAAUAUCAAAAAGAAUUAAAUCUAAAUUUUCCAUCAAUAUCAUAAAUGGAGAUAUUUUUUAAUGAUUAUAAUUUAAAUUAGUUACAAUUAUAUCUAAUUAUACUUAGAUAAUAGGUAUAUAUAUUUAUUAUUAAAUUUAGAUGAUGUUUAAUAAUGAAAUAGUUUUUGAAAAAUUGAAAGAAUUAUCUUAGAGUCAUCCUUAAUUAAUAAUUCAAAUUAUUAAACAUAAAGAAGUAGAAAAUAAACCAUUUCUAUAAAAAUCAAUAGUUGAAAUAAUUAAACAAUUAAAUCAUAAACAAACAAUAAAUUAUUUAAUCAAUUAAAUAGAUGAAGAAUUCAUUAAUGAUUUAGCAAAUCUUGAAUUAUUGUAAUUAAUUAUUGAAUAUUUCAAUGAUGUUAAAAUUGAUAAACUAAAAUAACUUGCUUUAAUUGUGAAUUGGUGUCCUUUACUGAAGUUAAAAGUGAUUGAUUAAUUAGCUAAAUUAGAAACCAAUGAUAUCAAGGUUUUGUAUACUUUAAUUAAUAUUGUAAUGAAUAACUAUGAGGAAGCUAAAUAUAAUUUAGAUCUUUAUAAUACAGGGAUUAAUUUAUUUAAAAGAUAUUUAAAUUAUCCUAAAAGAGUGGUUAGAUAAGCUGCUUAAGAAGCAAUAAAUGAAUGGUGUAUAGUAUUUUUUAAAGGUUUAUGA
This is a messenger RNA of Paramecium pentaurelia, 2578 nucleotides long. The record is from the annotation of a GenBank genome assembly. Lineage: Eukaryota; Ciliophora; Oligohymenophorea; Peniculida; Parameciidae.